GGAAGAAGGCGGAGCCUCUCCUCAGAGGCGGCAGUUGAGGUUCGGCGGCGCGCAGGUGACUCGUUUUGUGAAGCGUGGGGGGAGCCUUUGAUCCCGCCAUGGCUAAGCGAACUGACUACAGCCUGCAAGUCGACUACGUUUUCCGCGGGGCGGAGCACAUCGUUCGGAUGACGACGGAAGGGAGCCUGCUGGAAGUGGAGGUGGAAGACCGGCUCACCACCGACCAGUGGCGAGGGGAAUUCGAUGCGGCCUUUAUCGAAGAUCUCACCCACAAAACGGGGAACUUCAAGCAAUUUGGGAUCUUCUGCAGCAUGUUGGAAUCCGCCCUGGCCCAGAGCAGCGAGUCUGUAACGUUGGACCUCCUCACCUACGCGGACCUGGAGGCGCUGCGGAACAGGAAGAUUGGGGUGGGACCACGACACCCCUCGGCCGCCAAAACCUCCCCCUUGAACUCCAAGCGUUACCUCAUCCUCAUUUACUCCGUGGAAUUUGACAGGAUCCACUACCCACUCCCCCUUCCCUACGUGGGGAAGCCCGAUCCGGUGGUCCUGCAGAAAAUGAUCCGGGAGCUGAAGGAGGAAUUGGCUCUCUUGAAGGCUAAGCCAGGCAAGGAUUUCCGGGACGUGGAGAUCCGUCGUCUUCGGGAGGAGCUGCAGCGGGCUCUGGAGGAGAAGCAGAUGAUGGAGUCGGUGCUGCUGAGCUCCCGGGAGGAGCUGCCGGUGGCCCCCAAGGGCAGCGGCUUGAAAGAGGUGAAGAUCUUGAAGAAGGUGGUGCAGACCCUGGAAGAGCAGCUGACCAAGGAACGGGCCAAGCACCAGCGCCUGGCCGCCAGGCGCCUGCAGGAGAGCCGGCAGCUGGCUGAUGAGCUUGCAGAAGUGAAAGCUAGUGAGAGAAGCCUCCGGAUUCGUGUGAAGAACCUCACCAACGAGCUGGCUUUAUUCAAAAAGGGAAGCCUGAACCGAGCCGGCAUCCCAAAGCGAGACGGCCAUCGCUCCGCCUCGGGCGAACGCUCCAACUCCCAGGAGCGCAGCAGCGUGCCCUGGGGAGCCAGCCGGCCGCGGUCCACCUCCAGGGACGGGCGCAGCGGAAGCCAGGGACGCGCCUCCCGCCAGUCUCCUUCUCCGACAGCUCUCCGGGCCCCUCGCUUUGAUCCCACCGCUUUCGUGAAGGCCAAGGAGCGGAAACAGAAGGAGAUCGAACAGAAAAACAAACGGAGUCUUCAUCGGGCCAUGGGAGACACCCCUCCCAGUGGCUGGUACCACCACACCCAGCUCAGGGGCGCCUCGGCCCUCCCCGGCGGAAGCAACCGUGGGAAGCCGCGCGGCCGCAGCUCUUCAGUGGAAAGUUUCCGCAGCAAACGAACCUCGGCCAGCUCAGGGAGUGAGAUGGAGGAUUAUUCGGAACCCGUUGCACCAAGAGGCAGGAAACGACUAGGCAGGAACAGGAAGCCCUUCAGCUCUUCGUCUUGGAAUGGCCCCAAGGCGGGUCCCCGUGUGGACAAAGCUCACAAGAAACGCUUCUCAAGCACCCCAAACACAGGGAAGGCCAGCGGGAAAGGCAGAACGGCUGGCGUCUCGGAGGAGACCUUGGAAAACUCAGAGAACCUCUACGAGGACCCCUCGGCGGAUCUCUCUGAGAUCGACGCCCGUCUGCAGGCGCUGCAGGAGUACAUGAAUAAGCUGGAGACCCAGACGUAGCCCGAGUGAUGGAGCCGAGCCGGCGCGAUUCCUUUUGCCUAGCUAGGUCUGGUCCAAACGUAGAAGAUGCCCCUUCUCCUUGCUCUCACUGUCCUGCUCGCCCGUCUCCCUUCUACGUCCUCGAGGGGGAGGGCGGGGCAGGGGGGACGGACAGCGGCUGCCUUGCAAAAUCCCAGGUUUGAAAGCCUUCCUACAAACGAUUUCAUUAAAGUUUUCUAAUAACAACGA
This is a messenger RNA of Thamnophis elegans (Western terrestrial garter snake), 1925 nucleotides long. It is a transcript of the gene CCDC61, whose product is annotated as coiled-coil domain containing 61. The coding region runs from base 99 to 1697 and encodes 532 amino acids. Gene Ontology annotation, cellular component: centrosome. The record is from RefSeq and is a predicted model, not a curated record. The transcript is spliced from 14 exons. NCBI's taxonomy places the organism in Eukaryota, Metazoa, Chordata, Lepidosauria, Squamata, Natricidae.